Molecule: messenger RNA, 1997 nt
Organism: Phytophthora nicotianae INRA-310
Lineage: Eukaryota; Oomycota; Peronosporomycetes; Peronosporales; Peronosporaceae
Exons: 1
Coding region: 598-1866 (422 amino acids)
Biological process (GO): intracellular signal transduction
Molecular function (GO): protein serine/threonine kinase activator activity
Source: RefSeq, a predicted model, not a curated record
GUCUUCUGACUCAGAAAAGCAGUGGAGAAAAAGACUGCUAUACUUUCUCUCGGUGCUUCACCGAGGCACCACCAACGACCACCAUGUAGAACUAAACCCCCAGCUGCACUGCAGUAACAACGCUAGAGUUCCCAGCGUUGCAAAUUCGUUCGAGACACCAGCGCUAUUGUUUGUGUUGAAGUGCCCUCGCGUCCAUGAUGUCAUCUCUCUCGGAUCUGAGCUCGCCAUAUGGUGAGCCUCAAACUUACGUACCCGUUCCUCCAGCGUCAGAAACGGUUCUAGGAAUACUUAAUCCAAGUUUAAAUUGAUGACCCGUCGCUGGAUGCCUCGCGUCGUCGAUCGCGGUAUGUCGCUUGUGUGAGUCCGGGUUGCAGAACUUGCAGUCCAAGAUCGAUCGCCGGUGGUGAGCGCUGGCCGGUGAGCCAUCUCGUAAUUUAGCGGCGGAGACGAAGAACGGCAGCGAGCGGAUCCAUCUCCGCAAGCGAGAGUGAUCGAGAGCGAUUAAGCGUGCGAGAACCCUACGCUCUGUACCGCGGAGAAGAAUAAGGGCCUCGAGUUUCUCACACCUACCGGUAUUAAUACUAGCCUCAGUCGACGAUGAACCGCGUCAACACCUUCUUCUGGUCCCGGUUGAACCCCACGGGCGAGCUCGUGCGCUCUGUGGAUGUGCUACUGCGCGAGCUGGUGCCAGACGACAAGCUAGAUGCGGCGUUUAAAAGCCUCAGCAUCGCCGCGAGCUCCGGCGGGGCACUGGCCGAACGCAAGCCUGAGAGUGACGUGGCCGUCGAGGCGGAGAAUGAGCCUAGCGCGGACGCCUGCGAACCAGACUACGAAGGCACCCCACCGCCCGAUGAAGAGUCGAGUGACGAGGAGUCUUCUAGCGAGAAGACUGUGUCCGGCGAGCUUGAGCGCAAGUGGGCCAAGAUUCGCGCCGUCUUCCACGAUUGGGACGAGGAACAAGGUGACCGUGAGAAGAAGAUGGACGAUAUGGCCGAGCUGCUGAUGCGCUAUCGGGUACUGGAGAAGGUGCUGAUGCCCAAAGUGCUGGGCCAGCUGACGUUCGAAACGCGCAAGUACGUGGGCAACGUGUUCCGGGCGAUGACAGUGCACAAUCUACGCGGCUUCAUUGAGCUCAUCGGCGAGCGACCAGACAUUAUGCGGUGGCUAGUCGAAGGCUAUAGGAACAACGAAACGGCGCUGAUCUGCGGCUCCAUGUUACGAGACUGCUUCGAGUACCAGACGCUUACGAUGAUCUUCCUGAAGGAUCUCACGCCAGAGUUCGAAUUCCUGUUCAAGGUCACGAUGGAGAACAACAACUUCGACAUCUCGGCCGACGCGCUCAUUAACAUCUCGCGGCUAUUGACAGUGCAUAAGAAGGCGACUAUGGAGGUUCUAGAUGAGUCGUUCGACCGCGUCUUCGGACUUCUGAAUAGCCUAUUGACGUCGACGAACUACGCUACUAGGAGGCAAGCACUACAGUUGCUGUCGGAGCUGCUGCUAGACCCUGUAAACUUUACCGUGAUGCAGAGGUACGUCGCCUCGCGCAACAAUUUGAAGCAGAUUAUGCUGCUGCUGCGCGAACCAAGUGAGGCCUUGCGAAUGGAUGCUUUCCACGUAUUCAAGAUCUUUGUGGCCAAUCCGAACAAGUCGCCGGAGGUGGAGCAGCUCCUGGUGCGUAACCGCGAGAAGCUGCUGGCGUUCGUGAGCGAUUUCGGCAAGGCCGAAUCCAGCCGCGACUUCCUUCAAGAGAGGUCGCUGCUGGUGUUCGCGCUGGAGCGGAUGGCUGAGAAAACACAAGAGCUGGCCACGCGGCCAGCGUCCUUGUCGAACGCCGAGCGGGUGCCUGCGUGUGCGGAUCAAAAGUAGACGCAAGUAGCUCGCCGGUAAGGCAGUACAAGAUAGUAUUUAAAAGUAUAGGGAGGUACCAUGUGCGCCAGGUUGAGCGCGACCAAGAUUUAAAUGCUGCAAUGGCAAUAGCAACUAGGAAUUUCGUGCAA